Molecule: messenger RNA, 2057 nt
Organism: Aplysia californica (California sea hare)
Lineage: Eukaryota; Metazoa; Mollusca; Gastropoda; Aplysiida; Aplysiidae
Product: UDP-glucuronosyltransferase 2C1
Exons: 2
Coding region: 441-2039 (532 amino acids)
Molecular function (GO): UDP-glycosyltransferase activity
Source: RefSeq, a predicted model, not a curated record
AAAUAUUUCCCAGGGAAAAAAAAGUUAACACAGGAUAUAAGCAUCAAUGACUUCCGUCCCAGUUCUAGCCCCAGCACAGCCCCAGCUGAACACACCAGCGCCAGCACUGCCACCAUGACUGGUGCUCCACCAGCCCCCUGACCCAGGCCAGCCCCCAGACAGCGCCAUCCCUGGCUGCGAAGUUCUGUUGUCUGGGUCAACGCUGUGCGUGGCGGGCGGUGGAAGGCGGACCACAGUGAGACAGCUGCGAGAAAGCUCGAUGAAAAGUAGGCAUAGUGUGUGUCUGUGCACUCAGUUGCAUCAGAGACCCUCUCUGGUUGCAUACGCGAUAAUACCUGGCUCGACAAACUGCUGAUAGCCUGGCGCGUUGUAACCUACUCGUGCGACGGAGCGCUCUGUUGGUCUGUUUGAUUUCAAUCAAGGCCUGGCCUGGGCAGGGCAUGAUUGGCCACACGAUCAGUAUCAUAGACGCAAGAGCCACAAUGACGUCAGCAGCAGUGACCUCCUUCCUCGCGGCCGCCACUCUCUUAUUGGCCGGCAACCAUCACGUGACCCAGGCCAAGACAGUUGUCUUGUUCUCUCCCCCUCACACCGCUAACGUGCGCACAUACACCAACACAGGCCGCGCCCUGGCCGCGCUAGGACAUGACGUGUACGUCCCUGUGCCGGACUUCAUGCUCAAAGACAACUCCGUCAACGUGCAGGGCAUCAACGUCAUCCGGUACGGCGAAUAUCUCGGUCAUUUCGACGAAAAGAUCGGACAGAAGGUCAUGGACAACUUCUGGAGGAACCAGUCUGUGGGUCUUAAAGAUAUCCCAGGGUACAUCAAGUUGGUCGAAGACUUGGCUACUCAAAUUUUGUCAGAUAAACAGCUGAUUGAAAAAUUCAAAGAAAUUAAGCCGGAUAUGUUUGUUUUGAUGAAGCAUCCUAUGGUUAGAGAUUUUGUCAUUUUCCCCUAUAUGUUGAAUGUUCCUUUUUCGUUUUUGUGUUAUUUCAACGAUUAUAUUGGACAAAGGGUUCCGGUCAGUCUGUCCUCCUCACCUUUGCACAUGAAUGGUGAUUUUCUAGAACAGGGUAUGACUUUCAUCCAACGUCUUAAGAAUAGCAUGGUUCAUUUUCUUUUUCUUUUUCUCCACGAGUACACAUCCAGUGAUAAAAGUGUGGCAAGGUUCGCACCUCACCGACCCAGAAUAUCUACCAAGGAGAUCAUGUCCCAGGCGGAAAUUUUCAUCGUGGAGAGUGACCCCAUUAUGGAUUUCGCUCGUCCGCAGCUGCCAAAUACCAAAUUUGUGGGAAGCACAGCGGGGACUUCCCCGAAAGAACUCAAAGAGCCGUUCAAAAGCUUCAUGGAGAAAUCUGUGAACGGCGUGGUCGUGGUUACGUUCGGAAGCAGCAUUCUGGAGAUACCGGACUAUAUUGCCUCCAAGAUGGAGUCGGUGUUCCUGAAGCUGAAACAGAACGUGGUUUGGCGUGUGAAACUCCAGUCUCCUGAUCCGGGUAAGAUUCUUACGUCUUCCUGGGUACCGCAAAAUGACCUCCUAGGGCACAAGAAUACCAAGCUCUUCGUCUCCCACUGCGGUAUGAACGGACAGUACGAGGGAAUGUACCACGCCGUGCCAACACUUUGCCUGCCUUUUGGGAAUGACAUGCCGUACAAUGCUCAAAGGGGCGUUGCCAGAGGUUUUGGUCUAAAGGCCGACAUCCGUGAGGUCACAGACAUAGAGCUUCUGGCGCUGAUGAGAGAAAUGCUGGAGAACAACAAGUAUAAGAAAAACAUACAGAAAGCCUCGGACCUUUACAAAGAACUGUAUAAGAGUCCGGUCAACGAGACGGCAUUCUGGUUGGAUCACGUGAUGAAGUAUGGUGGCGCCUACAUGAGGUCAGCAGGUCAAAACAUGCCCAUGUACCAGUUCCUGGCGCUAGACGUUCUGGCGUUUUUAGCGGUUGUGAAUGUGGUUGUUGUUCUGUUGGUGUACAAGACAUGUCGCUGUUGUUGUGGAAUAUGUUGUGGCAAGAAGAGGAAAUCAAAGAGUGAUUAGUUAGGGUGUACUUGCAUG